AGGGACUGGCACGCUUCACAACACACAACACCACCUGGCCGCCGACCUGCUCUCCCGGCUUCUUCCACCGGCUUGCCAUCCCAUCGAGGCCGAUAGGGGCUGUCUCUUGCGUUUGGCGAACUAUGUCUCCCACGCGCUGAGCGCCUUUUAGUAUUGCUGCAUGCAGACGCGCGCGCAGUCAUGUCGUCCGGCACAGCGCCCAGCCUGCCCCAUCGGACUAUAUCGACCAUCCGCGCUGGCGGCCAGUCGACCACCCACGGACUGCCCACCACUCCCCAUACGCCCACGCGAACCGUGGUCCCCUCGGCCUUCGGCUCGCCCUCGACCUUGCGCGCUGAUGACGAGGUCAUCGUCAUCGAGCUGGGUUCCCGCAGACUGCGUCUCGGCUUCGCUGGCGAUCCCGCGCCCAAGAGGAUCGUGUCCUUUUGCCCCGAGCAGCAGAGGCGUGCUGGCGACUUCCGGGACUGGGACGUCGGCUACCAGAAUGAGUGGCGCAAGAGAGCGGCCGGCAAGCCGUGGGGGAGCGACCACGAGCUGUGGCAGCUAGAUGUGAGGGGCCAGGACCUUGCUCUGGUCGGCGAUAAGCUGGAGCGUGAGCUCAGAGACGCCUUUACCAAGUAUCUACUCAUCGACUCGCGCCCGAGGCGGGUGACCCUAGUCCUCCCCCCGACCAUACCCAUACCGCUCAUCUCCUCCGUUCUAGACACGCUCUUCAACCGCUUUCAGGCCCCCUCGGUGUCUCUCCUCUCGUCGCCCGUUAUGGCAGCUAUGGCUGCAGGUAUGCGAGCGGCCCUAGUUAUCGACCUGGGCUGGCACGAGACAACCGUUACUGCGGUCUACGAGUUCCGCGAGGUGCAGACUUGGAGGACGAUCCGGGCCGGCAAGUUGUUGGUCGAGGAGACGUACGAGUUUCUAACGAAUGCUAUCGAUGGGCGGCCGACCGCCGGCCGCGGCGAACGUACCGAGGACAAAUUGGACAGCAGCGCGCUGAGCUUCGAGGAAUGCGAAGACUUCGCGACGCGCAUGCUGUGGUGCAAGAGGACCUCGAGGGAGCCGAUACAGCAACCGGUCGAGGGUCUGCCUACGUUGCACGAACAGGAUGAGUCCGAGACGACAGCGCCGCCUGAAGAUGGCUCGCUUACGAAGAUAACCCUCACCUCUUGCAUCCCGCCCAAGACGGUGGAAAUACCGUUUGCCGAGCUGGCUGAACCGUGCGAGGCCGUGUUCUUCGAAACCCGCCUGUCGCCGAGCUGCUUCGACGACCACGAGAUCCCGGUACAUCUGUUAGCCUACCGGGCGCUGCUGCAGCUGCCGUUGGAUGUUCGCGCAGUCUGCAUGUCGCGUAUCAUCUUCACCGGCGGCUGCUCGAAUAUCAUCGGGCUGAGAGGGCGGAUCUUUGACGAGGUCUCGCUCCUGGCUAAGGAGCGGGGCUGGGACCCGGUCCGAGGCAAGGGGGCCGACCAGUAUAAAGCGAACCCGAAAUUACGGCGGAACAGCAGCAGACAGUCUAGCGAAGGGCCGGUCCCCGUCCCUGCGGCUCCGGAUGUCCCGGCAACGGUUCCCGCUGAGAAUAGUAGUAGCAGCAACGCAGAGGGGGGUGAGGCGGCGGCGGCGGUCAACCCGGCGCAUGCGCCUCCCGAAGCGGAUCACGUCGAGGAAUUGAUCAAGAAGGACAAGAACUACAAGCCACUGGUGCAGGGCGCGCUCCGCGUACUAGAUUCGCUGGGUCCGUGGUGCGGAGCUAGCCUGGCGGCGCAGCUCAAGAUCCCGGCACUAGCGACGGUCGACCGCGAGCUCUGGCUGCACCAGGGCGUCCACGGGGCGUGCCGACCCAGCGAGGUGGAUGUCAAGGCGCAGCAGAGGCAGAGCGUGGGCGGCGGGAGCCUGAUCCGAGGCCAGGGAUCACAAGCCAUCGUCAACUGGACCCUGGGCGUGUGGGGUACGCUCUAGACGGACCUAGAUAAGGUGACGGACGGGUCGAGCAAGGGCGAACACCGGCGAUGCUCCGAGUUUUGGUCGUAGAGAGAUACCCGUUCAGACACUACACGCGCCACUGGCGCCAGCUCCCGAGACUCCGCCGUGCUGUUGCCGUGCUGCCGUUUAUAUACCUAGGUAUGCCUUUGGAGGUUCUCCAUACUUCCGGCCGCCCUUUGUUGAAGCUAUUCCCAAGGGGUUUACGGAGUACCUGCACAGGCUUGAGGUGGGUUGCUCUGGUCUCAGGUGCUUGGGGGGUACCUGUGUCGGUAUCUAGGAGGUAGGGAGGUAAGAUACAUAAGGUACCUCUUGUUUACGUAGGACGUGGGUACGCGAGAUAUGUAGAUAUACAUGUGGUG
Molecule: messenger RNA, 2333 nt
Organism: Durotheca rogersii
Lineage: Eukaryota; Fungi; Ascomycota; Sordariomycetes; Xylariales; Xylariaceae
Product: actin-like ATPase domain-containing protein
Exons: 2
Coding region: 181-1950 (589 amino acids)
Biological process (GO): microtubule-based movement
Source: RefSeq, a predicted model, not a curated record